CGCUCCCGGCUCCUGCCGCAGCUCCGCUCCCCUCGCAGCCGAGCCAUGGAGGGGGGAGCAGCCGGGGACCCCCGCGGGCUCUGGGGGAACCCCCCGGCAGGGACCGGCCUUGUCCCACGCAGGCUCCGCACCGUGGGAUCGCCCCCCGGAGCCGCCCCCCUGUCCCGGCCGCCGGUGCUGAUCCUGCAGCAGCUCCCCGGGCCCGGGGCCGCCCCCGCGGGACCCCCGCCCGUCCGGGGAGCAGAUUUGAUGGAAUUGAUGCUGAUUCAAAGCUCCCAAAUGCACCAGCUGCUGAUGCAUGGCCUGGCCAUGGCAGCUUUGAUGCCCCUCAGUGUGGGGCCAGUCCCAGUCCCAGCCCAGGUGCUGCCGGGGCCUCCGCAGGGCGAGGAGGAAGAGGAGGCCGUGGUUUUCCACCAUCACUACAUCCCCUGGCCCGGCCCGCGCCCCGUGCGGUUCCUGCGCUCCCCGCCCGGGCCCGGGGGCAGAGCUGUGCCACCCCCGCCACCCCCCAGCGCCACCGGGACAGUGGGACCCAGCGUCCUCCCAGCAGCAGGGUACUACAGCGCCGAGGAGCGGGGCCUGGGAGCUGUGCCUGCCGAUCCCUCGGUCCCGGAUGGACACUCCGCCAUUCCCACGGUUUCGGGGUGUUUUCCCGGCUGUCAGCGCCCCAGGGCAGGGGUGUCACAGCGCUGUCACAGCCCGUGACACCCCGAGGUGGCACAGGCUGUGCCGUGUCCCCGGGGCCAGGGGGUGGCCCCAGCCCAGGUGGUCCCAGCCUUCAUUAGUCCCUCCAGCUCUCAAAGCAGCGUUGCCUGUAAUUAAUUUGCUUUGUUAGGAGAGCGCCCUGCUGUCGCUAAUUAAUCAUCUGUAAUUACAUGGGCUGGUGG
Poecile atricapillus (Black-capped chickadee) is the source of this 887-nucleotide messenger RNA. It is a transcript of the gene PRR29, whose product is annotated as proline rich 29. The record is from RefSeq and is a predicted model, not a curated record. NCBI's taxonomy places the organism in Eukaryota, Metazoa, Chordata, Aves, Passeriformes, Paridae. The coding region runs from base 46 to 705 and encodes 219 amino acids. The transcript has 6 exons.